ACUUUUUGACUUUGCAUGUGGAAUAGUACGUAUGACCAAAGUCCAAAACAUUCGCAAUUUCGCAUGAAACGACACCGUCGCGAUGGUCGCUUCUAUAAGAUCAAGAUGAAGCGGAACGGCAAAACGGCACAAGACACAGUCAAAGACUCUGUGUGGCUUCGAAAAGAUGAAUGAUCAGGACGCGGCGGCGCCGGUGCCGAGGGUGAGCGUGGUGGUGUUCCUCCUGAAGGGAAGAUCUGUACUCCUAGGUCGGCGAAGCUCCUCCGUCGGCAACUCGACUUUUGCUCUUCCCGGCGGCCACCUGGAGUUUGGCGAGAGCUUCGAGGAAUGUGCAAUCAGAGAAGUGAAGGAGGAGACGGGAAUGGAGAUCGCGAAAACGGAGUUCAUAAAGGUGACGAACAACGUGUUCCUGGACGAAACGAAGCCGUGUCACUACGUGACCAUCUUGAUGCGAGCCGAACCGGCUGGUGCAGAUGAAGAACCGAAGAACAUGGAACCAAACAAGUGUGAUGGAUGGGAGUGGUAUGAAUGGGGAAAUCUUCCGAAACCUCUGUUUGGACCAUUGGACAAAAUGGUCAACGAAGGUUUCAAGCCAUUCCCUCCCUGAUUGGCUGAUUCUUUGUUUUUAUUAUUGUUAAUGACGAUGAUUAGUUUAUCUGCAAUUCUGGUUCAGCACUGCUAACCAAUGAAGCUUAUUGAGAUAAUUACUAGCUAUGUGUGAUUGUGAGGCUUAUGAAUUUCAGCACAAUAUUUAAUCGAAGAUUUAAAAAAGUUUGUUUUUUUUUUUAA
Molecule: messenger RNA, 789 nt
Organism: Prosopis cineraria
Lineage: Eukaryota; Viridiplantae; Streptophyta; Magnoliopsida; Fabales; Fabaceae
Product: nudix hydrolase 1-like
Exons: 2
Coding region: 167-607 (146 amino acids)
Biological process (GO): dGTP catabolic process
Cellular component (GO): cytosol
Molecular function (GO): 8-oxo-7,8-dihydrodeoxyguanosine triphosphate pyrophosphatase activity
Source: RefSeq, a predicted model, not a curated record